Acanthoscelides obtectus is the source of this 1454-nucleotide messenger RNA. The record is from the annotation of a GenBank genome assembly. NCBI's taxonomy places the organism in Eukaryota, Metazoa, Arthropoda, Insecta, Coleoptera, Chrysomelidae.
AUUUGAACUGUCAAAUUAACAACUGCUCUGUGGUAGUGUGGUAGUCGACUAGUCGGUCGCUAGUCGCUAGUGUUUUGUUUGGAUAACAUUGUCAAAACUAUUCAUUUUUCUAACAAGAAAGGCAACAAGUUCAAAUAAGGAAUAAAAUAGCUUGACGUGUCUAAGAAGUGAUUGUAUGCUCCCAAUUUGUAUUUUCAGCAAUUUUGAUUCUCUGGAUGGCUCGUGCAUUUUUACUUAUGGAAGCAUUGGAAAGCGAAAGAAUGCACGAUCAAAGACGGCAAUCUUCUCGCCUACGACGUAUUUUUCAGUAUCUAUGACUUGAAGUUCAUAAUGAUUAUCAAAUAUAUAUUGCACAUUCCUACCACAGUAUAGAAACAUAUUGGUUUUAGGUAUUAGCAGCACUUCUGGUGCUAGCCACUGGUUCCUGGCAGAAACAUAUUGGCAUUGGUUUUUACAUGGGCUCAGUCAACCUAGUGUAUCCAAAGCACUGAGGGAAAUGGUGGAUGCAUUAAAUCAUCCAGACAUUCUAUCUAAGCAUAUUUACUUCCCUCAAACACUGUUAGAGAUUAUAGUAAUUAUAUUGCCAUUAUUAAGCAAGUGAGAUUGCAUAUCAAAAUUAAAUGGUGGAUCAUUAACUGAGAAACCAAUGAGUUCAGCUACAUCAAAAAGUUUCAACACAUGGAAGUUUACAUUACCUGAUAAAAAUUCCAUCGCUGUUGAAAUUUCCUAUUAACAAGAGUAAUAAGUCAAUAUUCAUCGAUCCUAAGAUCAAUACCUCAGACUCAUCAUCUGUAAGAUUAACACUACAGCAAAAAAUCCGAGUCUUAAUAUUACACAUAUUUUAGGCAACAUACCGGUUUCAGCACUAAUAUUUACUGAUUUUUUUUUUACUUUAGUUGUAAUUAUUGUUAUAUGCCUGCUUGAAGAUGAGUAAUAAUGAAAGAUAUAUUUUUACAGGUGACUCUGGACACAUCCAUUAACACAUUCAGUGCGCAUGACUUUGAUCGGAGUCGCCGCAUUCCUAAGCGCAGUGCGUGCGACUCCAAUCGGAGUCACCCACUACUUGCUACGGAAAGCGGCAGUCUGGAACGAGCGCGCGAAUUAGAUGCAUGUAAAUUUGGGAGCGUGUAGGAAAGGUAUCAGCAGUGAAGAAUUUGUGCUCUGUUUCCGGUUUCUUUUUUUGCUGGGUUAAUAUGGCGGAGGGUCCCUCAAAGUCCAAGAAAUGCAGACCCACAUUCAGAAACCCCAACAAGCUCACUGACGAGGAGCUUCUAGCAGCUUUGAUGUAUUCGAGUGAUGAAGAGGAUGAUCUUUUGGGCGGAAGCGGUUACCAAAGUGAUUUAGAUCUUACUCUGGAACAGUGCGAUUCUGAAUCUGAGGUAGACGAUUCAGCCGAAGCUGACAAGGCGUGGUACUUACUGUACUGGAACACUAAAUCCGAAGAGGAAGAAUAA